Pogona vitticeps (central bearded dragon) is the source of this 819-nucleotide messenger RNA. RefSeq names its product TLC domain-containing protein 5-like. Lineage: Eukaryota; Metazoa; Chordata; Lepidosauria; Squamata; Agamidae. The record is from RefSeq and is a predicted model, not a curated record. Gene Ontology annotation, cellular component: membrane.
AUGGUCUCUAUCGCACUUCAAGCAUUCUUGAGCCUUCUGGUUUGGGUCUCCCUCUAUACUGGCUUCUGGUGUCGGAACAAACACCGCACCCCAGAAUGGAGCUGCCGGCUGGUCACUUUGGUGCACGGACUGAUCGUCACCUUCCUCUCUGGCUACAUCGCCCUUAUUGACGGACCCUGGCCCUUGACCCAUGCAGGAUCCCCGAACACAGCUCUCCAAGUCUUCCUCAUGUGCCUGACGCUGGGAUACUUCAUCUUUGACCUUGGCUGGUGCAUCUAUUUCAGCAGUGAGGAUGAGCUAAUGCUUUCUCACCAUAUGCUGAGCAUCUGGGGCAUGGUGAUCGUGCUGGCGCACGGCGAGUCCGCUACCGAGAUCAACGCCGUCCUUUUCGUGAGCGAGAUCACCAACCCUUUGCUGCAGGUGCGCUGGUUUCUGCGGAGUAUGGGGCACUACUACAACGUCAUUGGAGAAGUGGUGGACGGCCUCUUUGUGACUCUCUUCCUGGGCUUCCGGAUCAUUGGAGGAGCCUGGAUCGUGCGUGCGGUCUUGACCUCACCCAAGACCAUUUUGAUCCUCAAGGCUGGAGUGAUGGCGAUGUACCUUGUGUCCUUCCUGUUUUUGGUGGACAUCUUCAAUUUCGUCAAGAGGAAGCUAAUCAAGAAAUAUUAUGCUUGGAGAAAUAGAAGAACUGGGGGAGAGGAUCUCAAGAGCAAUGGACACAUCCCUGCUCGUCAAUGUGGACAUGAAGGAGACAAUGAUGCCCAAGCUAGCGGUACCCAAAUGGAAUCCUUGGCCUUCCCAGCUCAUUCCAAAAGAUGA